UGGGCAGUUCGCGUCACUCGCAGACCGUGUGUGAGGAUCGCAUCAGCUCUUUGUGGAAGCUCCAUUUGCAUGUUGCUCCAGCACGGAGAGCCACUGUUGUUGGAAUAGAGGUUACCUGACAAAACACACGGAAAGCUGCUGAAAGAUAGCAAGACCGAGAAUUUAAACACGGAUAUUUGAAGCGCAAAACCACUCACGCCGACACGAGACACUCGGGAGAGGCAACUCUUUAACUCCGGCAGAUUUUUUUUACGAGAGCUCUCGUAGGUUACUAGCAAGUCCUAGAUUUGCUCUGUCGUUUGAGGAUCUGGAAGAUUGCUAUUUUUCAUCCGAACCCUACAGUAAUUCGACUGAAUUUGGAUGAUCCGUUAGUUUCGACGGAUACAGCCUGGAAGACAGGGGAGACGAGACGGACGAGAGGCUUUGUUAGACCUUUAAUGUUGCAAUCGGAUCAAGGAUUGUGUGGAUUAUUUGGGAAGAAAACCAGGACGAGGUUGUCCUUCAUGGAUGGGUUUCAGUCUGGGCUUUUCGCCUAAACUCAGCCCGCUACCACUUUCAUCGUUCCUCAAUCGGUAGCUUGUAGAUAAAAUGUUUUGCAAACUGUUAUUUUAAGCUAUUGAAAGAAUGACAUGCAUGCAGUUUUACGCGUAGUUUAAAAUUCUUGUCUUACAGAUAGACUAUGCUCAUAUCAUCAUAGGAAAAAGAUUCCCGAUGCUGCUCACUCGCUCCCCUUCAUAGAAGCGGGCAUUAUUUCUAUCCAAACGGCAUCGUUUAUAUGCCUAUACUCUUAAGUUUUAUACAAAUGUGUGUCAUGUUGAACAACCGACGACGUGUGCAUCAUCCCAUAUGCCGAGAAAAUUAAGGAAUAGCUGCAUAUUUUACAAGUUGGCGUCCAGGAUUUUCUAAGAAAAAAGACUGGCGUAUGCUACAGAUUGUAUUUGCUUCUCUAGUUCUCAGUUUUUCCACAAUCUUGUCUCAGGCUGCUUGUCACUGCCUGGAUUCGGAUCCCGGAAUCUUCAUGAUUUGCGGACAACAUGCUCGUUUUUUAGCCGGGAAACCCUCUUUUCGUCCCGCAUGUUCAGGACCAAACGAUCGGGGCUCGUCCGGCGACUCUGGAGGAGCCGCGCACCCGUCGAAGGCGACGGGGAGGCGGAUAGCAGGGCGCAUGGCUCCGGGGGCUGCUGCAUGGGGAAAGCCACUAAGGUUGCCAAGUCUAACCCCGGAACAGAGGCUGAGCUGAAAGCACUGACCCAUUCCAUACUGAAAAAGAUUAAAGAAAAACAACUUGAGGUGCUCUUGCAAGCGGUAGAGUCGAAGGGGGGUGUCAGGAGCCCCUGCCUUCUUCUACCCAGCAAAGUGGACACCAAACUGGGUCAACAGUCUUAUUCCCUCCCUUUGCUGCUCUUCAAAGUGUUCAGGUGGCCGGACCUUAGGCAUUCCUCGGAACUAAAGAGGCUAUCUUGCUGUGAAUCCUAUGGGAAAGUAAACCCAGAACUCGUUUGCUGCAAUCCACACCACAUGAGCCGGCUUUGUGAACUUGAGUCUCCCCCACCUCCCUAUUCUCGAUACCCAACGGACUUUCUUAAACCACCUGAUUCUCCGGACUCUGUGCCUGCUUCCACUGAAACUGGAGGAUCUGUCUACUCUGCCCCUGUGGGGUUCUCUGAUUCCCAAGCUCUCCAGGAGUCCGGCGAGCGAGCGCACUGGUGCGUGGUGGCGUACUGGGAGGAGAAGACGCGCGUGGGGCGCCUCUACUCGGUCCAGGAGCCCUCCCUGGACAUCUUCUACGACCUACCUCAGGGGAGCGGCUUCUGCCUGGGCCAGCUCUGCUCGGAGAACAAGAGCCAGCUGGUGCAGAUGGUGCGCAGCAAGAUCGGCUACGGCAUCCAGCUGACGCGCGAGCAGGACGGCGUGUGGGUCUACAACCGCAGCUGCUACCCCAUCUUCAUCAAGUCGGCCACACUGGACAAUCCCGACUCGCGGACACUGCUGGUGCACAAGGUGUUCCCCGGCUUCUCCAUCAAGGCCUUCGACUUCGAGAAGGCCGGCACGCUGCGACGGCCCAACGACCACGAGUUCACGCAGCAGCCGCGCACGGGCUUCACCGUGCAGAUCAGCUUCGUCAAGGGCUGGGGACAGUGCUACACCAGACAGUUCAUCAGCAGCUGCCCCUGCUGGUUGGAGGUUAUUUUCAACACACGAUAGCAGCAAGCCCCCACACCCCCCCUCCCCAAAAACCCUCCACGACCCCUAUUUCACCUGGAUACACCACCCCACCCUUGCCUUGCCUUGACCCCCUUGCGCCUCCACUUGGUCACAGACUUGAGAUAAGACUAUUUCCUGACACCUCCCAUUCUACGGACGGAACAUUAUUUUGGAAAAAAAAGAGACUCAUGGGAUGUUUCGACAAAGAACACACCCCCUCUGAACACGACGCAUCGGAUAAAUGACUUUAAUAAAUGACUAAGAUUUAAUGAAAAGUGAAAUAAAGCUAAAAUGUAUUUUAUGUUAUAUAUAAAUAUAUUAUUACUUGUAAAUAUGAAGACGUUUUAUAUGCAUCAUUAUUUAUGUAUUGUGCAAUGUGUUAAUGAGAAACAAGAGAUGCACUUUGCUUAAUAUAAAUGGAGACAAAGAAGAUGCCAAGAUUAAAAAGAUACUAAAUGAA
Messenger RNA from Engraulis encrasicolus (European anchovy), 2665 nucleotides. It is a transcript of the gene smad7, whose product is annotated as SMAD family member 7. Gene Ontology annotation, cellular component: heteromeric SMAD protein complex. Bases 1075 to 2205 code for a protein of 376 amino acids. The record is from RefSeq and is a predicted model, not a curated record. The transcript is spliced from 4 exons. Lineage: Eukaryota; Metazoa; Chordata; Actinopteri; Clupeiformes; Engraulidae. Gene Ontology annotation, molecular function: I-SMAD binding; transcription regulator inhibitor activity. Gene Ontology annotation, biological process: cell differentiation; anatomical structure morphogenesis; regulation of transcription by RNA polymerase II.